This is a messenger RNA of Schistocerca gregaria, 9946 nucleotides long. Its product is annotated as anoctamin-7-like. The record is from RefSeq and is a predicted model, not a curated record. The transcript has 17 exons. The coding region runs from base 152 to 3226 and encodes 1024 amino acids. Lineage: Eukaryota; Metazoa; Arthropoda; Insecta; Orthoptera; Acrididae. Gene Ontology annotation, molecular function: protein dimerization activity; chloride channel activity. Gene Ontology annotation, biological process: chloride transmembrane transport. Gene Ontology annotation, cellular component: plasma membrane.
CAAGACAAUUUCGCAUCCGUCAGGUGUCGCCGCUCACCUACGUGCCGUGUCUCGCUUCGCGAGCGUGACGUGGCCGACACCUCCAGCGGGUUUGCUGAUCUACUCGUCGCGUCGUUAAGAGGUUGCGCACUCGAGUCACAGGCGUGAACCCAUGUCCUCACGCACUCGCGAGCCGAAGUGCCGUUUCAAGAAGCAGGCGCACGUAUCGUGGGAAGAUGAUGUCACCGACAGCGAGGAGUCUGACUCAGAAGACGAGCAGCCGGCGGCCAUGUCGAGGAAGCAGCGCCACCGAGAUGAGCGCUACGAGCUGAAUGGCGCGGAGUUCUCCACGCGCUACGGCAGCAUCAACCGUGAGCUCGAGCGACAGGGCAUCCUUCAGGACGAUGACUCGUCGGACACGGGCGUGGCGGCGCGCGGCAGCGUGGAGGACUCGGGCUCGGGCGACUGCGAGGGCGGGCUGGACGCGCCUGGAGGAUCCUCGGCGGCGGGACCCGGCGCGGCGCCCCCGCAGGCGGGCACUUUCUUCCGCGACGGCCGCCGGCGCAUCGACUUCGUGCUGGUCUACGAGGAGAGCGGGGGCGGCGGCGGCGGUGGGUCGCGCGGAGGCGGCAGCCGCUCCACGUUGGGCUCGGGAGACCCCGUGAUGGCGGCGCACCACGGCUCUGCCGCCGCCGCCAAACGCUCCUCGCGACGGGAGCUCUGGCGGCAGCGCUUCAUGGGCAACCUGCAGCGAUCCGGCCUCCACAUGGAAGAGGAGUUGGUGGAGACGCAAACAAGCCGCAAAACACUUUGUUUCAUUAAGCUCCAUGCCACGUGGUCUGUACUAUGCCACUAUGCAGAAGAACUGAAUAUGAGAGCACCAUUACAGGCUCAUCCAAAUCCUUCAAUUAACUGGUCUGAACAGAUACUCAAAGCUCUCCGGCUGCCAAAUAUUAUGUAUGAAGAUGUUCCCAACAAACCUCUUGAUUACUAUACUUGUCCAUUUCGCAAGUCUAAAAUAGACAGGUUCCUUGGCAGUGAUAACCAUGAUACAUACUUUACCAAUGUUCAGCGUAGUCGCAUAUUGUAUGAGAUCCUUUCAACAGCUAUAUUUGGCAAGAAGAAGAAAGGUGAAGUGGGCAUUGAAAGGCUAGUGGAAGAAGGGGUCUUCUGCUCAGCAUUUCCUCUACAUGAUGGACCUUAUGAAGUGAAGAGAAGAACUGAUGGCACACCGCUAGGACCACUCAAUCCCCGUCAGGUCCUCUAUGAAUACUGGGCCCGUUGGGGAAAGUGGUAUAAGUACCAACCACUUGACCAUAUUAGAGAAUAUUUUGGUGAGAAGAUAGCAAUCUACUUUGCUUGGCUUGGUUUCUACACUGGAUGGCUACUGCCUGCUGCUGUGGUUGGCUUGUUGGUCUUCAUGUAUGGUGUUUGCACAAUGCACUCAAAUAGACUGGCAAAAGAAGUAUGCAGUAGCCAAGGACAGUUUAAGAUGUGUCCUCUCUGUGAUGUGGAAAUUGGUUGCAAUUAUUGGGACCUGAGUGAUGUUUGUGGCUAUGCUCAAUUUGCCUACCUCUUUGAUCAUCCAGGCACAGUCUUCUAUGCAAUUUUUGUUUCAUUUUGGGCUGUAACUUUCCUGGAGUACUGGAAACGCAAGUCUGCGAGCCUGGCUCAUCACUGGGAUUGCAUGGGGUUCCAGGAGGAAGAGGAACGGCCACGGCCAGAGUUCGCAGCACGUGCCCCAUUUCUGGAACGUAAUCCUGUUACUGGAGUGAGGGAACCAAGCUUCCCUUCCUCCUUACGGCACAAACGCAUUGCUGCAGGAAUUGGAAUAAUUUUUUUGAUGAUGUCCCUGGUCAUAAUUUUCAUUAUUGCCAUCAUAAUAUACAGAGUGCUUGUUUCUAUUCCACUGUUCCAAAAUGCAACCCUCAGAUCACAGGCACAGGCCAUAGCCAACCUUACAGGUGCCGUAGUGAACUUAAUUCUUAUAAUGGUCAUGAGCCGUGUUUAUGAGAAGCUUGCUUAUCGUCUCACAACAUGGGAAAUGCAUCGUACACAGACAGAAUUUGAUGACAAUCUAACAUUCAAAGUGUUCAUUUUCCAGUUUGUGAAUUUCUACUCAUCAAUAUUUUACAUAGCAUUUUUCAAGGGUCGUUUUGUUGGUUAUCCUGGAAACUACACUAAAAUACUGAAGCUCAGGAAUGAAGAUUGCAGUGCUGGAGGAUGUCUGAUUGAAUUAGCACAGCAAUUAGCUGUCAUAAUGAUUGGAAAGCAGAUCAUAAACAAUGCACAAGAAAUACUUGUCCCAAAGCUGAAAGCAUGGUGGCACAAGAAACAAGUUAAGCUUACUAAGAAGCACAAAACCCGAUGGGAAGAAGAUUACCAACUUAUACAGAAUGAAGGACUUUUUCAAGAAUAUCUGGAAAUGGUCCUCCAGUUUGGUUUCAUCACAAUAUUUGUAGCAGCAUUUCCACUUGCUCCAUUGUUUGCUCUCCUCAAUAAUUGGGUUGAAAUUCGUUUGGAUGCACAAAAGUUUGUGUGUGAAACAAGACGCACAGUUGCAGAGCGGGCAGAGAAUAUAGGCAUUUGGUUCAAAAUUCUUGAUAUGCUGGCACAUCUGGCAGUCAUAAGCAAUGGUUUCCUCAUUGCUUUCACUUCAGAAUUUUUACCCAAAUUAUUGUAUCAGUACGAGUAUGAUUGGGAUCUGACUGGAUAUGUGAAUUUCACAUUGGCAUAUGCUCCAAAGGGGAAUACAACUGAACAGUGCCGUUAUCGUGGAUUCAGAGAUGAGACUGGUAGUCACACACCAUUUUUUUGGAGACUGCUUGCUGUGCGCUUUGCCUUUGUCAUCAUUUUUGAGCAUGUUGUCUUUGGCAUCUGCCGACUGAUUGACAUCUUGGUACCUGACAUACCAGAAAGUCUUGAACUGAAGAUAAAGAGGGAACGUUAUUUGGCAAAGCAGGCACUUCAGGACUCUGAAACAAUCCUCAAGGUUGCUGCAAGGAAGGAUGAAGAUGAGGAAGAGCUAUUGCCUAAUGGAGGCAUGGCUUUAGAUUUGACAGCAGAACUUGGAGACAUGACAGCUGAACUGGAGCACCUAGCAGCUACUGCCCCAGUUCUCCCAGCAGCACCAUCUCUGUCAGUAUGUACAACUGCCGUACAGCCAGAAAGUCAACUACAGAAGCCAGAAAGUUCCACAUCACUCAACAUGGAUGUAAGUCCAGUUCAUGCAGGAGAUGGCACCUGACAAAAACUUUCCACUCUCUGAGGAGGGGGUCGGGCCCUUAAAAGCAGGGUCCAGCGUAAGCAGUACAGGCUUCCAAGACCUGACUAUGUCUUGAAAGACCUAACAUAGAAGCACAAAUACGGGAAGUAAAGUUCAAAAUUUUGCAGUUCAGAGUUAUGGUGUCAGAGGCACACCUCUGUUUUUCACCAUAUUGUUGCUAUUUUGUACAAGAAAUUCAUGUUAAAUCAGGAAAUAGUCCUGUGUGCAACAUUCCUAAUUAUGGAACAAAACAAGUUCAGUGUGAAAGUCAUGUAAAAGUUUCAUAUUUCUUAUAUAUGGAUACUCCAAAGAGAAGUUCCUUUGGAUAAGGAAGUUAUGUACAUAGUGCUGUACAUGUCAGUUUGACCUCGGGCACUUCAGUCGGUGAAGUUGCUGCAGAGGUGUUAAUAGCUGCACAUGGCUGCAUAUUUAUACUGCACUAUGAAUUUUUUAUUUAUUGAAAGCCAUGAGUAAGUGGCUUUAUUGUUAUUUCUAAGCCCUAAAACAAACUGCCCUCCAUUUUUAUAUUGUCGGCUGAGAGUAGAGCAUCUGUUUUGUAAAUGUAUGAGAGAGUGGUAUGCUUGGUUAAAUAAUAAAGUUCAGAAUGUGGUGUUUGUGAACAAUUAUUGUCAAAUGAAGAUUAAAGAACUCUGUCGUCAUAUAUUUACAGAAGAUAUCUAUAUGUACAAUGAUAACAUUUUCGAAUGUUGUUACAUUUAUUUAAGCUUAGAUGUGAUUUAUCAUUCCACAAUAAUUCUUUACUAAAUGAGCACUGAAUAAUGACUGGUAACUAAAAAUUUAAACAAAAUAUUUAAAUUAUUGACAUUUAUUAUUAAACGCCAUCAAUGAGUGUCUUUUAAAAAGUUACUUGGAAGAGAUAUUUUUAAUUAAUUUAUUGCUUUAUGAAAAGGGGAUUUUUGUGCUGUCAUAAAAACUGUCUUUCAUUGCAAAUAAUAAUAUUAAUUGUUAUUGCUGUUGUUAAAAUGUGUACCUUAUUUCUUAAGUCAAUUGUAAAUAGAGCCAGGAAAUACGCGAUAAGCAAAAUACUUUAGUAAGUUAUUCUUGAAUGGAAAUUCAAAUAUUUAAGAGAAGGAAGAAUUUGAUUGUGAAAGUUGUAUCAUCUUCUUCUUAUCUGCCACUUUAGUAUUAUUUCACUUUUAUAGUAAGUACAUAAAGUCUAAUGAUUCUAAAUUUACUGUUAAGGAUUCAAACAUGCUGUCUUUCAAUCACUUUUUCAGAGCUGUUGAACAUUAUAGGAAUCUGUACUGGUAAUUAACAUGCCACAUAUUAGUUGUAGUGCAUACUUGAAGUUAAAUGAUAAUAUUGCAUAAGAAAUAUCUGUUCUGCAUAGGAAAUUGUUUCAAAAUUAUUCAGUCAACCACCCUACAAUGGUGUAGUGUAAUUGUAUGCAAAGUUAAAAUUGUAUAGACUGGCUAUAAGACUGUACAGUACAUUCCAGACUGAAAAACAAAUAUUUUAUGUAUGUAAUAUGUAACUCUCUGCCUUGUGUGCAGCCGAACCAAAUCAUUUGGAUAUUUUGAUGAUCAUGGUAUGUCUUCUCAUCUUAAGUAGCCACUGUCUCCACAUCACUUCAACAAAUUUGUUUAGUCUUUUCAUGCUGUAAUUGGUUUCUCUAUUUUGUAUCCAUCAGUGCAAUUCAUAAAUAAUAUGAACCAUCUCUGUGAUAUUUUUUAGUUCUUUGCUUACUUCAUCAUACUACUGUACUACUGUUCUGGUUUAUUUUCAACUGAGAUUUUUAAUCUCUGCUACACAUAAGGUUGAAGAAGAGAGACAAUCUGUCAGAAAUAGUGUGUCCCUAUUGCAGCACAAAUGGAAUGGUAAAACACUUGGAAUCACAUCUUAGUCUAUCCAAUAUCCUUGUGCUAUGCCAUAGAACAUUCACCUUACAGUCUCUUAACUUGGUUUAUAUUUCACAUAUUUAAUUGCUUCUAAAUUUCCUCAUUCACUGGUAAAUGGUGCAUUGAUUAAGACACUUGACUCAUAAUGUAUGGUGCUCAAAUCCCAGUAAGAUUUUAGUUGAUUUUCAAGGCUCAGCCCCAUCCUCAAACCUUCCUUUCUCUCCAAAUGAAUGAUCUCUUAAUUUCUAAACACCAUUAAGCAGCCACAGAAGCAUUAAACUCAAAGUAAAUUGCUAUUUUUACACAAUUCAUGCAACUGCAUGAGCUGAACAUUCUCAAGAAUGUAUCAGCAUUGUUCUUAUCACAUACAAUCCUAAUUACUCAAAAAACACAGAUCACCUUAUCUGUACACAAAAUUGGAAGAAUUCACAAUAUAAAUUAUUGGUCCACACAUUUCAUCACUACAGUUUUUGUGAAACAGUUAACUGCCUGCUUCUCCACAGUGCAUCAUUAAGUGAUUUCAAAUGGGGUUGUUUUGUUACUUUCUCAAAUUCCAAAAUCAACACUGAAGUACAGUGGUUAAGAGCACAAAGUAUGGUACAGAGCUCUGUUCAAAAUGUCUUAAAAUCUGUCUCUGUAAUAUUGCAGGAAGGGUGAAAAGUAUUAAUCUGCUAUUUUGUUAUUUCAUUUUAACGAUUAUUCAUGUACCGUGUUUCCUUUAAAGUUGUGAAUUCGCUUUUCUCAGACAGUUAUUUUUGCUUUUCUCAGACAGUUAUUUUUGGACUUGACAUCUUCACAUAACAGACUCAGAAAUAUUUGUUCUUUAUGUUUGUGUUUUAUAGAAUUUUCUUCAAAAAUUUCCUUAAUCACACAUACAAGGCAUAUUUGAAAGUCAAAUCCUGCUUGUCUGUUGUGAGGACCCUACUGCUGUCACCGCAUCCUGCAUCUAUGUUGCCUGAUGCCUUCCCUAGAUAUCUCCAUUCUUCCUCAUCCUCUUCCAUUCCUUCUUUCCAUUGCUUUGUGGAUACCACUUUUCGUAUUUUUCCACUUCUCCUUCCAGGAGGUUGCCAUAAAACUAUUCUAUUGGCCAUCUGCCUUCAUCCAUUCUUUUGACAUGUCCAAACAAUCCUUGCUGUCUUCCUUCUAUUUUACCCUUAAUACUGUAAUGAGUCUGUCUUUUUUCCUCUUAUUUCCUCAUUUCUUACCUGGUCAAGUAGGGAAAUUCUACAGGCUCUUCUCAAGUCGUCCUUUUCUAAAGCUCUAAGUUUCUUUUUAUUUAUUUCUGUUAGUUCCCAGCAUACAUUCCCAUAGGUUGUUUUUGGUUCCACAAUGGAUUUUUAUAAAUGAGUUUUAACCUUUAAACUCAUUUCUGAGGACCAAAGUACUGGGUUUAAUUUUUGGAUAACCACUCUUUCUUGCAUGGUUUCUUGUUAGACGUCUGUCAUAUCUUCCACCAUGUGAUAGGAUACUACCCAUGUACUUAAACUCUUUACACACUUUUAAUAAUAUGUCAGUCAAUGUCCAGAUUACUCCCCUAUUCUCCCCAACAUAGAUAUUCUGACUUGUCAAAAUUAAUUUUCAAACCCCACUUAUCAUACUCUUCCAACAACUCUGAGUGUGUAAGAUACAUCCAGUUCAACAACCUGAACAUCAGCAUACAAAAGUUUGUACACACACAGGUUCCCUAUGUCAGUUCUCAUACCCAUGCACUUUCUGCACCACAGAUUCAGUGCCUUCUGCACAUACAUCUAAAUAAUUGUAGGAUACAGACAGCAUCCUUGCUUCAAUCCUUUAGUUAUCCUGAGGGCCUCUCCAGGUAUUUCUUUCCCUAAUUUAAUGACACAUUUUGCUGGCUUGUAAAGGUUUAUGAUGCUUCUCACAUAAAGUUGGGCAGUUCCCCUGACCACAGCACCUCAAACAAUAACUUCAGUGCCACAGUUUCACAUGGUUUCACAUAAUCUCUCAAAAUCUAUGAAUACCAAAUGACUGCUUAAGAUUUCUCUCUAAACUCUUCUCCAUGAUCUGUCCUAGGAAAAGAUGUUAUCUAAACAUGACCCCUCUCUUCUAGAGCUACUUUGUUCUUCCACUUCAUUUAUAAUCUUCUCCAUUCCUGAUUUUUAAAAUCCUCCUGUACAGCUUGCUAAUUGAACUAGCAACACUUAUGCCACAAUAAUUUCUACAUACUUUCUUUCUUCCUUUUUUAUGUAUGGGGCUUAGAUAUGCUAAGUUCCCCUCUGCUGGAAUUUCCUCGACAUACAUUUACUAAAUAACUUACUUAGAUAUUCAUACAGAAUGUGUGGGCCAUACCUCACUAAUUUUGUUGGUACAUUUCCAGGCCAUGGUGAUAUCCCGAUUUCCAUUUGUGUAGCCACUUUCUGUACCUCUUUCACAUCUAUUUUCUCUACCUGUUCACCCUCCUGGUUCUCCCAUAUCUCCCACCUUACCUCCUUGUACUCCAUUCUUACUUCUGCCAACAGGCCUUUAAAAUGUUUCUACCAGACUGAUAAUCAGAAGGUUUGCUGUUUCUUUUACUUCUUUCCUCAGCCCUGCAAUCAUUUUCCAUGCUGACACCACUUUUGUGUCCCCAUGCAUUGAUUGGCUUCUUUGAAUUUAUUCUCCCAGGUUUCAUUUUUCCCUUUUGCAUGUCUUUAUUUACUUCUCUAUUCAUUCUGAUAUACAAGGCUUUAUCAUGUUUGUCCCAUGAUCUCAACCAAUUAUUAUAGUAAAGAUUUUUUUAGGUUCACUUUUUCAUCAGUACUUUGAGUCUACCUUCGUAGGUACUGCUUUCUUUCUUCCUCUUGCUGCCCCAGUGCUUCAAAUGCUGCUUCAUGUAUCCAUUUUUUUAAAUUUUUUGGUACAUAUGCUCCAUCAUUUCUUCUCUGAAUGCCUCAGUUUGUUUGACAAGCAUAAAUUAUAAAGAAAUUAUGCAGACUCUUGUUUCAAGCUGCCUAAAUUGUAUUUCAUAGUAUCCACUGCCCUCGUGGGAAUAUUUGUGUCUUCAAUUUAUCUUUGGCCCUUGGAUGUUACUAUCAAUUUGCACUAGCAGGAAGUUGUCUGAGCCACUUUCUGCACCCCUGUAGACUCUUUAAUCAUUUUUUUAUUUUGAAUAAUAUAGUCUAUUAUUGACCUGAUGUGCCUGGAAGGACUCUCCCAUGUGUAUUUGUGGAUCUGCUUGUAAGGAAAGAAACCAUUUAAAAUUUUCAAGGGCAAUGUCUCACACAAUCAUCAUCUAACCUUUCUCUGUGUACUGUCUCUUCUCCGUAUCUUCCCACUACUCCAUUAUAGGUGGCCACUCCCACUUUUCCUUUAAAAUUAUUUCUUUACAGAUACUUUGCUCUCCAGCAAACUUGUUAAUUUCUCAAGACUCAUCUUUGACUUUGUCAGUGUCAUUUGUACGUGCAUAAGCCCCAACAAUGACAAAGUUGUGACCAUAUAACACAUUAAUUAGAAGCAGCUUUUAUUGGUGGUUUUAGUUUACUGGAAACCUACUUCACUUUUACGUGUAAUUUCUUUCUGUUAAUUCUGAAGACUUUUUGCGUUGUACUUCAAUCCCUCAGCAUAGCAGUUCUCCAUCUAGGAACUGAAUCUUUCCACAGCAGGUUUUUUUUUUUUUAGACUAUUGCACGACUGUGUGGAUAUCCUACAUCAAUGCAGAAACACAUCAUCUCAUUGCCUGCAACAAAUCAUCUCCAUCUUGAGGGUAAUGGUCCAUAAAUGCUCAUCUGCUUGACAUUCUUGAUUAGGAAUCAUUUUUGGCACCCUUUUGCAAACUACGUAUGGUAACUGAGUGUUCAAACAGUGUGAAUAGCGAUGUGGACAAUAUAAAUAAAUCCAUCAGCUAGAGCAACGAUCACCAUUUUUCAAUAGCCAAUCAAAUCACAGAUUGUGAUGCACUUGUGUGAUUUCAUCAGCAUUAUCUAACUUUACCUUCACUCAUUACUGUAAGCCCCUAAAUUAUGUGCAACUCCUUAUGUACUAAAGCAGCUACAGAUCCUAUUGCACAUACAAAUUGGCAACUUGCAGCAGCAAUGCUUAUAAUAAACAUCAUUGUUGUUUGCAUUCAUACAACUUUGUUGUCAGUUGUUAACAUUCAAAUAUAAGCAAAUUGACUUAAUUCUUCCUGAAAUAUUCUUAAUAAAACCACUGGAUUGUGUUUAUGCCGAUGAAUGAAAAGCUCAUAUGACGAAGGUUAAUGAGUUGCAAUAGUUUCUAGGACCAUAAUACCUACAAACUACAACUAGUGAGAGGAUUGUGACAUAUCCAUUCAGACAUAGGCUUUGCAACUUUGAUUUUGAAACACUAUAUCCAGAAGGCGGUUAUGGGCCAUACCAUUAGUUUCGUCGGAAUUUCUGUUUAUUUCUUUAUAACAAUGCUUUGAAGCAUUAUAUCCCAAGUUCUUGUUAAUGAAUAGCAAUUGCAAAUUAGGUAACAAUAAAUAAAAUUACAAUCAACUGAAGACACAAACACAAAGAAUUAAGAAUGUAUUUUGGAAUUUAUUAUAACAGCAAUUUUCUUUGCAGCACAGAAAAUGCACACAAGGGAGAGAGAACAUUUGUUACAUGUCCUUGAAAGCUGUAAAUGUAGAUUAUGAAUAAAAUGUACUGCAGUGUGUACUAUUCUAGUCACAAAGUUUUCAGCAUAUCACACUUAAAACUUUCACAUCAUUUGCAUACUUCAUUAGAGUAGGUGGAACUUAAAAAUUUUUAAUGCUUUAUUGUAGCACAUGAUGUUAAAAAUUAUCUUCUACAUUGAAGUUACAGUUGCAUAAUCUUAGUUUUUUUAUAGUGUAUCUCAAAUAGGGUAUAACAUUGUUGAAUUACCAAAUAAAUUAUAUUUUUACAUA